AUUCCGCUUUUUAUACAUAAAACUAUAUUUAUGUGUCAUGUACAAACAUACAUAUAAUGACAGAGUAAAGAUAUGUACAGAUACAGACAUGCUUAAGCAGCCCCUGACAGAAGGCAGCUGCAGCUGGCUCCUGGCAAUGCCGGGCACAGGAAAAACACAGGAAUGACGAAAUGAGGCUCUGAGAGACUCUGAGCGGAGCUGGCAAUCCAGCCGGGGUGACACAGGGGCAAGGAGGGUGCCCAGCCCCCAAAUCCCUCCCUGACAGUAGCCGGAUGCAGGAAAGCUCAAGCUCAGCUCGGUUUCCUCACUGAGACUGAGCUGUGAGGAAAAUCCUGCCUUCGGGAAAGUGAAAAAUCCCGACCCAGCCCAAGCCCCAGGGUGCGGAAGGGAGGAGGUGGGUCUUGCCUUCUGUCCCGAGGCCGGGCUGAGCCUGUGCAGGCGGAGAAGCUGCUCCAGGGAAGGACGGAAGUUGCCCAACCGAGAAAGAAGGAAGGAAAUCGCUUUUUUCUUUCGUCUCCUUAAAAAGAAAUAGUUGGAAAAAUGAUCCGGGACACACAGAUGUGGAGGGGAGCUGAGUGCCUGCAGAGGGAGCACGGCAGUCCCGGGGCUGCCCCGUGCCUGGGAAGGAGGAACUGAAAGAGGAAAACCAAGCUGGAUGAGUUAUGAUCCCAAAGCCGCUGGCAUUGAGCCAGCUGCAGAGCGAGGAGCAGCGGGAUCGCCCUGAGAGCGCCAUGAGGGGUUUCCAGAGGGGCUCCCAGCUCCUGGCAGCUGCACUCAGGAUCAGCCGGGUCCCCCAGGCACAGAUCCGCUCCCACCCCGCUGAGCACCCACUCUCUGCCGGUGAACAAGCCAUCGCCCUCACCCUGAUGUUCUCAUCCUUCCUGCUGCCCACAGCCUGGGUCCUGAGCAACAUCUACAACUACAGGAGCAGGCCUGAGUGAGGAGGGGCAGGAGCAGCCUGCUCCCUGCUGAGAGCAUCCCGAGGGAAGAGGCCUCGGGACAGAGCCUCGCCGGGAUGGAACCCCCCGAGCCUGCUCAUUAAAAUCCACCUUUGCAUUCAACAA
This is a messenger RNA of Vidua chalybeata, 1064 nucleotides long. Its product is annotated as cytochrome c oxidase subunit 8B, mitochondrial-like. The transcript is spliced from 3 exons. Gene Ontology annotation, biological process: mitochondrial electron transport, cytochrome c to oxygen. Bases 663 to 941 code for a protein of 92 amino acids. Gene Ontology annotation, cellular component: mitochondrion. The record is from RefSeq and is a predicted model, not a curated record. Lineage: Eukaryota; Metazoa; Chordata; Aves; Passeriformes; Viduidae.